AUGGACUCUCAAGAUCAUCUAAACUCUGUCCUUGGGUUUAGGGCUGGCUUGCCCAAAUGUGUGGCUGACCCUCAUGUGUUGCAGGUUAACUUGGACACGGGAUACAACUGCAGGUUUGAUGACUUCUUCAAAGUUGUCACAGUUGGCUGCUGCCUAGGAUUUGGUCUUAUUCUCUUCCUCUCACAUGGAGAGAUCCAGGAUGCAAAGUUAGACUGUCUUCUUCCUACCUAUUGUUUAUUGACUUAUGUUUACCACAUUGAACUGAUUGGGAGCACCAUUGAUGAACCUGAUGUCAUUGAAUCCCUGCUGCCCAGAAGGAAGGGGGGUGCCUUCACUUUGGAAGAAGUAUAUGCAGGAAAUUUUGUGGAAGUAGUUCGGAACAAACCUGUGGCAAGGCAGGCUCCGGGCAAACGAAAAUGCAACUGCCGGCAAGAGAUGUGGACUACCCAGCUGGGCCAUGGGCGUUUCCAGAUGACCCAGGAGGUGGUCUGUGAUGAGUGCCCUAACGUCAAACUAGUGAAUGAAGAACGAACACUGGAGGUAGAAAUAGAACGUGGGGUGAGAGAUGGCAUGGAGUACCCCUUUAUUGGAGAAGGUGAGCCUCAUGUGGAUGGAGAGCCAGGGGACCUACGGUUCCAAAUCAAAGUUGUCAAACACCCAAUAUUCGAAAGGAGAGGAGAUGAUUUAUACAAAAAUGUGACAAUCUCACUAGUAGAGUCUCUGGUGGGCUUUGAUAUGGAUAUUACUCACUUGGAUGGCCACAAGGUACAUAUUUCCCGGGAUAAGAUCACCAGACCAGGAGCCAAGCUAUGGAAGAAAGGAGAAGGGCUCCCCAACUUUGACAACAACAACAUCAAGGGCUCUUUGAUAAUCACUUUUGAUGUGGAUUUUCCAAAAGAACAAUUAACAGAGGAAGCAAGAGAAGGCAUCAAACAGCUACUGAACCAAAGAUCAGUGCAGAAGGUAUACAAUGGACUGCAAGGGUAUUAA
Enhydra lutris kenyoni (northern sea otter) is the source of this 990-nucleotide messenger RNA. RefSeq names its product dnaJ homolog subfamily B member 11-like. The transcript is spliced from 2 exons. Lineage: Eukaryota; Metazoa; Chordata; Mammalia; Carnivora; Mustelidae. Gene Ontology annotation, molecular function: misfolded protein binding. Bases 1 to 990 code for a protein of 329 amino acids. Gene Ontology annotation, biological process: protein folding; protein maturation. The record is from RefSeq and is a predicted model, not a curated record. Gene Ontology annotation, cellular component: endoplasmic reticulum.